AUGGACGACCUGCGUCUCCCCCCAGAAUAUGGCAACCGCUACAGCGGAGCCACUUCGCAAGUCCCCGAGCUCAAUCUUACGGAUAUCCCCAAGUCACCUAUCGUACCAACGGUGACAGGUGCAGCCAAGUCUCCAGAGCGGUCACCCCAUGUAUUCCCAUGGUAUCACCCCCAAGGCUGGUCCCGAGGCCAACAAAUCCUCAUCGCGGCGGUGAUAUCAGCAGCGGUGAUUCUCGUCACGGUCGUCGGUGCCGUGAUAGGCGUCAAAGCAAAUCGAUAUCCAAACUACACACCCUUAAACUAUCGACUGGUAGAUGCCUACCAGGGAAGAUCCUUCUUCGAUAAAUUCAACUACUUCUCCGACGAAGAUCCGACAGACGGAUUCGUGGUCUAUGUCAACCGGAGUGCAGCUCAAGAUCUCAAUCUGACCUAUGCCAGCGAUACCUCUGCCAUACUGCGCGUGGACUCCUUCACUCCCCGUGCAAUCGGUGGUCGUAAUUCGGUGCGCAUCGAGUCCAAAGCUACCUAUGACACGGGUCUAUUUGUGUUUGAUAUUAUCCACACGCCCUACGGAUGUGGAACAUGGCCAGCCCUGUGGUUAACAGAUGGAUACAACUGGCCGAAUAAUGGAGAAAUUGACGUCCUCGAGUCUAAUAAUGAGGGUUCGAACGGUAAUGAAAUCACCCUGCAUACGACCAGGGGGUGCAACAUGAACGUCAAGCGUAAAGAGUUGGGAUCACCUGUGAAGAAGUGGUGUGAUAAUAGCACCGAUGGGAACUCUGGCUGUGGUGUGCUGGGUGAUCCGUCUACGUACGGACAGGAAUUUAAUCAGAAUGGUGGUGGAGUCUACACUCUCGAACUCCGCAAGGAAGGAAUCCGCACCUGGUUCUUCCCCCGCACCUCCAUUCCAUCCGACAUCACCAAUCCGACCCUCACCCCCAACCCGUCAAUCUGGGGCACAGCACUCGCCGACUACCCCAGUACGAACUGCGACAUCCCCUCACACUUCCGAAACCAGAGCAUCGUUGCAAAUAUCGAUCUGUGUGGGGAACUGGGAGCGCAACCGCAGUAUUAUACUCAGAUGUAUAAUUGUCCUGGUACCUGUUCGGAUUUUGUGGCGAAUAAUCCGGGCAGAUUUGAGGAGGCAUUUUGGGAGUUUGGGGGGUUUAAAGUUUAUCAGGAGAUUUAG
Messenger RNA from Penicillium subrubescens, 1188 nucleotides. RefSeq names its product glycoside hydrolase family 16 protein. The transcript is spliced from 2 exons. NCBI's taxonomy places the organism in Eukaryota, Fungi, Ascomycota, Eurotiomycetes, Eurotiales, Aspergillaceae. Bases 1 to 1188 code for a protein of 395 amino acids. Gene Ontology annotation, biological process: glucan catabolic process. The record is from RefSeq and is a predicted model, not a curated record. Gene Ontology annotation, molecular function: hydrolase activity, hydrolyzing O-glycosyl compounds.